AAGCUAUGCUGAGGUAAAAGUGCAGCAUUUGCAAGUGCUGCCAGCGCAAACGAAUGGUUAUAUAUAACCUCCGUUAAAACAGUAUAGGUCGCAUAUAGGCAUGAUGGAAGUACUAAUAGGGUUAAACGUGAGCACAUUAGCGACUUUUCUAGUUGUGUUUUACGCGGUUUAUUACUGGUACAAACGGCCGGGAAGUUAUCCGCCUGGCCCCAGAGGUUACCCCCUUGUGGGUGUGUUACCCCGACUUGGCAAAUACCCAGAACGUGUAAUGCGAAAAUGGAGCAGGAAAUAUGGACCCGUGAUGUCUGUCCGUAUGGGCCGAAACGAUUGGGUUUCUCUCAACGAUUACUCUUCAAUAAAAGAGGCACUUGUGAAACAAGGUAACGUAACUUCUGCAAGGCCAGAUUUUCCAGCUCACCAAGAAGUUGCACACUACCAUGGGAUUUUAUUCAGUAGUGGCGAUUUAUGGCAAAAUCAGAGAAGAUUUGGCAUCACAACUCUUCGAGAGUAA
Messenger RNA from Ciona intestinalis (vase tunicate), 511 nucleotides. The record is from RefSeq and is a predicted model, not a curated record. NCBI's taxonomy places the organism in Eukaryota, Metazoa, Chordata, Ascidiacea, Phlebobranchia, Cionidae.